Molecule: messenger RNA, 1619 nt
Organism: Culex quinquefasciatus (southern house mosquito)
Lineage: Eukaryota; Metazoa; Arthropoda; Insecta; Diptera; Culicidae
Exons: 5
Coding region: 195-1511 (438 amino acids)
Source: RefSeq, a predicted model, not a curated record
UCUUUUAAUUCUAUCAAAAUUUCAAUAUGUCUACUCACGCCGCGAUCUUAGUAUUCGUUCCAUCGUCCCAACAUUUGGCGAUAAAAGCUAACAAUCAAAACAACUCACCUUUUAAACGCGUACGACCCGGCAUUCUUUCUUGGUGUGCCUGUUGAAUAGCGCGCUUAACCGGUGGUUGCUGAGGGUUCAUCAACAUGAAUCACCACAAUUUGAGCACGUUCGGCAUCGAGAAAACCCUCGCCGAAGUCGAGCAGACCUUCCCGCCAUGGCUCGUCAACUUCCAGGACCCGGUCGAGCUGUACCGGGCCCAUCCAAGCUACAUCUGGUGUCAGGCGGCCUUUCUGCUGGGUGCGCUGCUCUGCCUGAUUCACGCCUUCAAGCGGGGUGGUCGCUGGCCGUACCUGUUCCUGGGUGCACUGUGCCACGGGCUGGUCGUCGAACUUAUCUCCUACUUUGUGCCGAGCAUCGAUAACUUUUGGCACUCUAAAACACCAAUCGAUUUCAUCGGCCACCGGCUGCCCCUGUACAUUAUCUUUCUCUACCCGGUGUUCUACUACCAGGCGCACUGGGCCGUAUCGAAGCUGCACCUGAAAUGCCGCUGGUCGGAACACAUGGCCGCCGGUCUGCUGGUGGUCCUGAUUGACAUGCCGUACGACAUCGUCAGCGUCAAGUUUGUCCACUGGACGUGGCACGACACCGAUCCGAACAUCGCGGAUCGCCACUACUGGGUUCCGUGGAACUCGUACUAUUUCCACGCGACCUUUGCCUUUGCGUUCUCGUUUUGGUUCCACAACGUGCGCAAAUGGAUCGAUCGGCGCAAGUUGGACCGCUGGCAGGCUGGAUCGCUGAAGGCGGAGCUGGCCGCGGUGAUGGUGGCCGCGCUUUUCUCCUUCCCGGGAGGGGCGCUGUUGUUUAUUCCGUUGUACCAUCCGUUUCAUGACUUCUUCGGCGUGCCCGGUGAGGUGACGGCCGUGACGUUGCUGUUUGUGUUCCUGACGACGCUGUGGAAGUUUGACCGCAAGAGCAACCGCCGGUUGCCGGAAAAACUCGACACAAUGGGCCGCGCCCUGAUGACCCACCUGGUGCUGCACUACUCUACCUUUUUCGCGAUGGUCAUCUUUCUCAACCCGGAGGACGUGGUGGCAGCCGGUUUGCACGAACCCAUCGGUGACUGUACGGCCAGGACGCCCGUUCACACGGUGCUCAAAACGCUGGAUAAACGAACUUACCUGUGCGCCGAGGACUACGACGAAAAGUACUUUGAUUUCCACUGUUUGGACCGGGCUCCGCGCGAGGGUUCCUACUGGUACACAAUCUGCGGGACACCGUUCGAGAAUCGCGCCGAGUACGUGCUGGUAAUGAUGCUGAUUAGCUUCGUCGCGUUGAUGGUCUUCCGGUCGAUCCACUUCGAUUACGACGUUCGGUUCGAAAUUUACGACCUCGUUCGGAAGGACAAAUCCGGCCAGCAGCAACCGUUGGUGGGCAGCAAGCAGAGCAAAAAGAACAAGUGACUUGCAAGAUGAGUCAUGUAAUUCAAAUUAAUAAAACCGCUUAACGCAACAAAGUGAAAUAAACAAUCAUGGCAAGCACUAGCACUCCGACCGGAACGGCCACCAUCA